UUUCCCGUAAUUCAAACUCUCGGCUCCUAAUUAGGGUUCGAAGGCUGCUUCGCGAGUUCGAGCAGGGAAGGCUGCAUCGUCGCAGCUGAUCUCGGGCAGAACCCACGGAGUGCGAGAGAAGAAGAGCUAAUAUGUUGCUCAAAAAGCUCCUUUCUCUCCCCUCCUUGCUCGGAAGAAGUGCCGAUUCCAUGAAGAUAAGCCGUCUAGAUCAGCUUCCUCCUGUGAGCUUAUUCUCUACUUCCUCGGAGCAGGUCGGCAGCGGGAAGAGCUUUCUCCGUCGCCGGGUGAUACCGAUCGUGCUUCUUAGCCUUACCGGUGGAUUCACUCUCAGUGCUGUUAAUGACAUUGCGAUCUUCCAUGGAUGCAGCAAGAAGGCAAUUGAAAAGGCAACUGAGGAUAAAAAAAUUGUAGAGGCUCUUGGAACUCCAAUUGUAAGAGGGCCAUGGUAUGAUGCAUCGCUUGCUGUAGGCCAUAGGAGAAACUGGGUAUCAUGUACAUUUCCUGUUUUUGGGCCCCAAGGAUCUGGCACUUUCCAGUUGAAGGCUUUUCGCCGUGGAGAAGACAAGUGGUUCUCAUUUCUUCAGCACCAUGACUGGGACUUGGUUGCCAUGGAAGCUCUCAUUGAUGUGCCUUCAGAAAAUGAGAACAGCCAACAUGUUCUUCGGAUAAGUCUUACAGGUAACAUUUCACCUUCCAAUGCCCUCAUUGAUUCCAAAGCUUGCAUGCCUCCAGAAACCAGAGCAGCUGGGAAUUAGAGUUAGUUUUUUUGUUUUUUGUAUUCAUUUGUUUAUUCAUAGCCCUUUUAUUUUACAACUACAUUAAAUAACAAUAGACAGAUAAUUAAAUCUUAAAGGUUUUUGUGCUGUGUUGAACAGAAUGUGGCAGUUUGAUAAAAGCAUGUGGGUGUUAUUGUAUUAUUCAGUUGAUUGAAUGAUUAAGAAGGAUAUUAUUAGU
Messenger RNA from Phalaenopsis equestris, 954 nucleotides. RefSeq lists its product as uncharacterized. The transcript is spliced from 4 exons. NCBI's taxonomy places the organism in Eukaryota, Viridiplantae, Streptophyta, Magnoliopsida, Asparagales, Orchidaceae. The record is from RefSeq and is a predicted model, not a curated record. The coding region runs from base 132 to 755 and encodes 207 amino acids.